ACAAUGUAGUCUUGGGGCUCCGGCUCAGGGCAUAACCCAAACACAAGCUUUUGACCUGUCUGGCGCACUUUCAUUUGUCACGGGGGGCCAAGGUGGUGCGUAAGUGGGCGGUAGAUAUGGCAACACUUCCACUGGGUGAACUUUGGGAGGAAUCCAGGACGUGAAUUUAAUGGGAGGUGAAGCUGCGACAGUAGUGGGAAGUUAGAGCGGCCAACUGCAGGAAGCCAUGCUUCAUUACACCCUUCAUGGAAGCUGGCACCCUCUCCCAACCAUUGUUACCCGCGGGCCAGUUCUCCAGGCACAGGCCUUCAGAUGGUCUCUAGCGACCGGCCCGUGUCACUGGAGGACGAGGUCUCCCAUAGUAUGAAGGAAAUGAUUGGAGGCUGUUGCGUUUGCUCAGACGAGAGAGGCUGGGCCGAGAACCCGCUGGUUUAUUGCGACGGGCACGGCUGCAGCGUCGCGGUGCAUCAAGCUUGCUAUGGCAUUGUUCAAGUACCUACUGGACCAUGGUUUUGCAGGAAAUGUGAAUCUCAGGAGAGAGCAGCCAGAGUGAGAUGUGAGCUGUGUCCCCAUAAAGAUGGAGCUUUAAAAAGAACAGAUAAUGGGGGUUGGGCUCAUGUGGUUUGUGCCCUCUAUAUUCCAGAGGUACAAUUUGCCAAUGUUUCUACAAUGGAGCCAAUCGUUUUACAGUCUGUCCCACAUGAUCGUUAUAAUAAGACUUGCUACAUAUGUGACGAACAAGGAAGAGAAAGCAAAGCAGCAACCGGUGCUUGCAUGACGUGUAACAAGCACGGGUGUCGACAGGCUUUCCACGUGACCUGUGCUCAAUUUGCUGGGCUGCUUUGCGAAGAAGAAGGGAACGGUGCAGACAACGUCCAGUACUGUGGCUACUGUAAAUACCACUUUAGUAAGCUGAAAAAGAGCAAACGGGGAUCUAAUAGGUCAUAUGAUCAAAGUUUAAGUGAUUCUUCCUCUCACUCUCAGGAUAAACAUCAUGAGAAAGAGAAAAAAAAAUAUAAAGAAAAGGACAAACACAAACAAAAACACAAGAAGCAACCAGAACCAUCACCUGCCUUGGUUCCUUCUUUGACUGUUACUACAGAAAAAACUUAUACAAGCACUAGCAACAACUCUAUAUCUGGAUCACUGAAGCGCUUGGAAGACACUGCAGCAAGAUUUACAAAUGCAAAUUUCCAGGAAGUCUCUGCACAUACCUCUAGUGGAAAAGAUGUUUCAGAGGCUAGAGGGUCAGAGGGAAAAGGGAAGAAAUCUUCAGCUCACAGCUCAGGUCAAAGGGGAAGGAAGCCUGGUGGUGGAAGAAAUCCAGCAACCACUGUGUCAGCAUCUAGCCCCUUUCCACAAGGCAGUUUCUCAGGAACUCCAGGCAGUGUAAAGUCAUCUUCUGGAAGUUCAGUGCAGUCUCCCCAGGACUUCUUGAGCUUUACAGACUCAGAUCUGCGCAGUGACAGUUAUACUCACUCCCAGCAGUCAUCAUCAACCAAAGAUGUACAUAAAGGAGAGUCGGGAAGCCAGGAAGGAGGAGUCAAUAGUUUUAGUUCUUUAGUUGGUCACCCUGUGACCUCAACUGUCAUUUCACAGCCUAAAAGCUUUGAAAAUUCACCUGGAGAUUUGGGUAGUUCCAGCCUCCCUACAGCAGGAUAUAAGCGGGCUCAGACUUCUGGUAUAGAAGAAGAAGCUGUAAAGGAAAAGAAACGAAAAGGAAAUAAACAAAGUAAACAUGGGCCUGGCCGACCCAAAGGAAACAAAAAUCAAGAGAAUGUUUCUCACCUCUCAGUUUCUUCUGCUUCACCAACAUCAUCUGUAGCAUCAGCUGCAGGAAGUGUAACAAGCUCUAGUCUUCAGAAAUCUCCUACACUGCUCAGGAAUGGAAGUUUGCAGAGUCUUAGUGUUGGCUCCUCUCCAGUGGGUUCAGAAAUUUCCAUGCAGUAUCGGCAUGAUGGAGCUUGUCCAACAACUACUUUCUCAGAGUUGCUGAAUGCAAUACACAAUGGUAUUUAUAACAGCAAUGAUGUAGCUGUAUCCUUUCCAAACGUGGUGUCUGGCUCCGGAUCUAGUACUCCUGUCUCUAGCUCUCACAUACCUCAGCAGUCAUCUGGACAUUUGCAACAGGUGGGAGCCCUCUCCCCGUCCGCCGCGCCAUCUGUUACCCCAGCCGCCACCACAGCUCAGGCAAAUACCCUUUCUGGAUCUGCUCUUAGUCAGGCGCCAGCUCAUCUGUAUGGCAGUAGAUUAAAUCCAAAUCCACCCAUGGCAGUUCUCAUAGCUCAGUCUGACAGCAACCAAACAGAUCAAGAUCUUGGAGACAAUAGCCGAAGCCUAGUUGGUCAAGGAAGCUCACCCCGAGGAAGCCUCUCCCCAAGAUCACCUGUGAGCAACUUGCAGAUUCGUUAUGAUCAACCAAGCAAUAGCAGUCUGGAGAAUCUGCCUCCAGUAGCAGCAAGUAUUGAACAGCUUUUGGAAAGGCAGUGGAGUGAAGGACAGCAAUUUUUAUUAGAACAGGGGACUCCUAGUGACAUUUUAGGAAUGCUGAAGUCAUUACACCAACUUCAAGUUGAAAAUCGAAGAUUAGAAGAACAAAUUAAAAACUUGACUGCCAAAAAGGAGCGUCUUCAGUUACUGAACGCACAGCUUUCCGUGCCUUUCCCAACACUAGCAGCCAAUCCUAGCCCACCUCAUCAAACGCAUACCUUUUCUGCACACACUGCUCCUACUACUGAUUCAUUGAACAGCAGUAAGAGCCCACACAUAGGAAACAGCUUUUUACCUGACAAUUCUCUUCCUGUAUUAAAUCAGGACUUAACUUCCAGUGGACAGAGCACCAGCAGUUCUUCUGCGCUUUCGACCCCCCCACCUGCUGGGCAGAGCCCAGCUCAGCAAGGCUCUGGAGUUAGUGGGGUUCAGCAGGUCAAUGGUGUGGCAGUAGGGGCCUUAGCUAGUGGGAUGCAGACAGUAACCUCCACCAUUCCUGCCGUGUCUGCAGUUGGUGGAAUAAUUGGAGCUUUGCCAGGUAACCAACUGGCAAUUAAUGGCAUUGUAGGAGCUUUAAAUGGUGUAAUUCAGACCCCUGUCACAAUAUCCCAGAACCCUGCCCCCCUUCCCCACGCCAGUGUCCCGCCUAACGCAGCACAUCCAAUGCCGGCUGCCGCAGCACUGACUAACAGUGCCUCGGGACUAGGGUUACUGUCAGACCAGCAGAGACAAAUAUUUAUCCAGCAGCAGCAGUUUCAGCAGCUGAUAAACUCCCAGCAGCUCACCCCGGAGCAGCACCAGGCCUUCCUGUACCAGCUGAUGCAGCAGCAGCACCACCCACCUGAGCUCCAGCAGCUGCAGCUCCCCGGGCCCACCCAGAUCCCCAUCAACAACCUCCUUGCAGGCACUCAGGCUCCCCCACUCCACACAGCCACCACCAACCCCUUUCUCACCAUCCAUGGGGACAACACAAGUCAGAAAGUCACAAGACUUAGUGAUAAAACGGGGCCUGUAGCUCAAGAGAAAAGUUGACACUUGAAAAGCAUCUCCUCGCCCCUCCUGCUGCCCCGCGCUCCACCCAGCUGCUGCCCCGCUCUGGCCCGCUCUGCAGGAAGGUGGCGGGAGUCCCAGGAAGGACGCCACGCGUGCUCUUGUAAGGCUCCGCUUAUUUCCUUGUCGCUUUGUUGCACUGAAACGAAAUUCCCAUGUCCCCAUCCCUACCAAAGUGUUUGGACUGUGGAAGAAAAAUGAAUAGCUAACUGUUUUGUGAAUGAAAUAAUUCACAUGCAGAGUUUAUGAACCCAAGAAAAAUGUAAUAUGCUGAGUGCUCAGCUAGUUUUGUUUUAAAUUGGAGACAAAUAGUAAAACUAAAGACUUAUUGCAUUUGCAAACCACUUGGUUUUAUUGUAAAAGUCAGAAUAUGAAGUAUCUCAUUUGGGAUAGAGUGUGCUUGCUCUCUGGGGCAGAGUUUUGAGAACUGUCCAGUUUCUUCUCUUGGAGUUCUGUCAUUAAACAUUGUGACUCUCCAGAUCCUCAGCUGGGGCUUUGCAAAUGUUGUUUUAAAAAAAUUCCUUUCUAAUGACAUUUGUCCCUUUGGUGAUCAAAUUAGGAUGGGAACACAAGCUUCUGCCGACAGUAAUUUCCUCUUGCAAAAAAAAAAAAAAAUGCUUUUUCUUAUUGUUAAAACCUACUUAAAAAGAGUUCUUGAGUUAAGCAAGUUCUAGGCUGCUGGGAGAACCAGAUCAACUGGAAAUGUAUAAUUUUGUUCAGAAAGAGACACCAGUGUGGAAAUUGCUGGUAGGGUCUGGCCUUAAUCAAGUGUCUGUUGGGACCUCCACAGAUGAAGGGCUCUAGACGGCAGGGUAGGCCUGUGCCAGCAGCUUCCCCAUCCCUGCCUUUGCUGAAACUCCCUGCCACUGUCGAGAGCUCAUGCAAACUGUUACCUGGGUAUUUGUCCCCCAAUGACUCACAAGGAAACAAGUGGAUUUGGGGAGUCUAUAUAAUCAACCUCUCAGAACUGCCUGUUGGAACAAAUGGGUCACCACAGUUCCUAAGACCUGUCCCACAGCCUUUUGACUUUGGGUAGUCAUGCUCUUGAUUGUGACACUAUGGCAGACUGGUCAACAGUUGGGGGACAGAAUCAUUGAUGUGUGUCCGAAAUGCAUGGCUGACUUGUGGAAAAGGCCCCGCUGCAGUUCGACCUCCACUGUGCUUAGCUGGAAGAACAGGCUAGCUCUGCAGGAUGUCUCCGGGGACACUGCACAGUUCUUACCUCACUUCUGUAAAUAAGGUUUGUGAAUCUGUUUGUAAUGUGAAAAAUUCAUAAGAUAACAUUGAUAUUUUGAUUUGUAAGAUUUCUACUCGGUAGAUUUAAUUGAAAAGUAAAAUUAAUUUAUUUUUAUAUGUUCAGGGGAAUUUUAAAGAAAGUCAAACCUUUUGUAGAUAAUUUAAAAGAAUCAGUGUGGUUUAUUUUACUUAUUUAACCCACUGGUUGUUAUUCUGUAACAAUUUGUAUAAAUGGUAAAUUUUGAAUGUGCUGUUAUUUUCCUUAGAUGUAAAAUUCCAUAUGUAUUAAAAUGUACAAAGUUUUUGUUAAUAAAAUUUAACGAUGUUUAUAA
Molecule: messenger RNA, 5108 nt
Organism: Peromyscus leucopus (white-footed mouse)
Lineage: Eukaryota; Metazoa; Chordata; Mammalia; Rodentia; Cricetidae
Gene: Mllt10
Product: MLLT10 histone lysine methyltransferase DOT1L cofactor
Exons: 23
Coding region: 313-3522 (1069 amino acids)
Biological process (GO): regulation of transcription by RNA polymerase II
Cellular component (GO): nucleus
Molecular function (GO): nucleosome binding; histone binding
Source: RefSeq, a predicted model, not a curated record